AACUAUCUCUAAAUGCUUAUCUCUUAAUCAUGUAACCAAACACACACAUGUGAAUUCUGCGUUUGUAAUAGAUUAACCAAUUUCUUGAGUUUAAAUUUGGUUUUGCAACUGUUAAGAGAUAUAUAUUGAUAGCAUAGGAAACAUACACAAAGAUUAUCACCAUUCAAAUUUGAUUGGAUUCAAUCUCAACACUAAUAAGAAUUUAGGAUUAUUUUGUAAUUUUUCAACAUUGCAUUGAGGAAUUAGGAUUAUUAUUGCUCAAUUCAGUGUUAGUGUUCACCUUUGAUGAUAGCAGCAACAACAAUGGAAACCGAAACACUUAUGAGGGGUGACAAGCUCAUUCUGAGGGGAGUAAUGUUCCAUGGUUUUCAUGGUGUGAAUCCAGAAGAAAGAACACUUGGUCAGAAAUUCUUGGUAGAUAUAGAUGCUUGGAUGGAUCUUAGAGCUGCUGGUAAAUCUGAUAACUUGUCAGAUUCAGUUAGCUACACAGAUAUAUACCGUAUUGAUGAAUGCAGAAUAGUAAAGGAAAUUAUUGAAGGGCCACCCCACAACCUUCUGGAAUCAGUGGCUCAAAAGAUUGCAAGCACAACUCUAACCAAUCACCAUCAGAUAUCUGCUGUUAGGGUUCUAGUUGGAAAACCCCAUGUUGCAGUUAUGGGUCCAGUUGAUUACUUAGGAGUUGAGAUUCAUAGGUUCAGAAGUGAUGUAGCAAACUAGAAUUUAGUUUGAUUUCAGUGCUGAAUGUUUUGUAGCUCUAACUUUGUCUUUUCAUUACAUUGAACUUCCAAUAAUGCUUGGUUAGAUAAGACUUGGUUGUUAUUGUUUCAAACACAGAGACAGCUAUGGUUUUAAAUUUAAUCUCUACUUGA
Molecule: messenger RNA, 869 nt
Organism: Arachis ipaensis
Lineage: Eukaryota; Viridiplantae; Streptophyta; Magnoliopsida; Fabales; Fabaceae
Source: RefSeq, a predicted model, not a curated record